AAAUAGUAAUAAUAAAAAUAACCGACUGUCGUUGGUCCACGAUCCUUGAUCCUCUUGGAACCAAGCACCACAGCUAAAUCCAUCAGCAAAAACCCUAGGCGGAGAGAUCGAAAUCAAUCAAUCAAUCUUUGAUGGAGAUCGCAACGGCGGCGUCCAGCGAUGGCGGCGGCGAGGGUAUUGCACGCUCCGCCGAUGCGACGGUGAAUUCGUCUUCAUCGCCGCCGUCUGCAUCUUCUUCUUCUUCUUCCAAUUCGGGUAAGGAUUUGAAUAAUGUUUUGGCUGCUAGCAGGUAUGAUGACGAUGAAGAAGAAGAGGAUGUUUGCCGGAUCUGUAGGAACCCUGGUGAACCCGAUAAUCCCUUACGGUAUCCAUGUGCUUGUAGUGGUAGCAUCAAGUUUGUUCAUCAAGAUUGCCUGCUUCAAUGGCUUAAUCACAGUAACGCUCGCCAAUGCGAGGUAUGCAAACAUGCAUUCUCAUUUUCACCAGUUUAUGCUGAGAACGCUCCGGCUAGGCUCCCUUUUCAAGAGUUUGUGGUUGGGAUGGCAAUGAAAGCCUGCCAUGUCCUGCAAUUUUUCCUACGUCUUAGCUUUGUGCUUUCUGUAUGGCUGCUCAUAAUACCGUUCAUUACCUUCUGGAUAUGGCGGUUGGCUUUUGUUAGAAGUUUUGGAGAAGCUCAUAGACUAUUCUUGGGUCACUUAUCCACAACCAUUAUUCUUACCGACUGUCUGCAUGGGUUUCUACUCUCUGCUAGCAUUGUUUUCAUCUUUCUUGGGGCAACUUCAUUGAGGGAUUACUUCAGACAUUUGCGCGAACUUGGGGGGCAGGAAGCUGACAGGGAAGAUGAUGGGGAUAGAAAUGCUGCCCGUGCUCCAAGAAGACCUGUUGCUCCAGCAAACAGAAAUUUUGCUGCUGAUGGAAAUGGGGAAGAUGCAAAUGCUGCGCAGGGAAUUGCUGGAGCUGGUCAGAUAAUCCGGAGAAAUGCAGAAAAUGUUGCCGCUCGUUGGGAGAUGCAGGCAGCACGGCUUGAGGCUCAUGUCGAACAGAUGUUUGAUGGUUUGGAUGAUGCUGAUGGUGCCGAGGAUGUACCUUUUGAUGAGCUUGUUGGCAUGCAGGGUCCUGUGUUUCAUCUGGUUGAAAAUGCAUUUACUGUUCUUGCCAGUAAUAUGAUAUUCCUUGGAGUUGUGAUCUUUGUUCCCUUUACAUUAGGACGAAUUAUACUUUAUUAUUUGUCCUGGCUUUUAUCCUCUGCAAGCAAUCCAGUAUUAUCAACUGUUAUGCCACUUACUGAAACAGCAUUUUCCCUGGCCAAUAUUACUUUGAAGAGUGCAUUGACUGCUGUUGCAAAUCUAACUCCUGCUAGUGAAGGCAGCAGUUUGCUUGGUCAAGUCACAGAAAUGUUAAACGCAAAUGCCACUGGAUUGAGUGAGAAAGCAAACAAUCUCAGCACAGCAGUGUCAACUGAUCUUUUGAAAGGGUCAUCUGUUGGAACAUCCCGACUUUCAGAUGUGACAACUCUUGCCGUUGGCUACAUGUUUAUAUUUUCUCUGGUCUUUUUUUACCUUGGGAUAGUUGCUUUAAUCCGGUACACCAGGGGAGAGCCUUUGACGUUGGGAAGAUUCUAUGGUAUUGCUUCCAUUGCAGAAACUAUCCCCUCCCUCUUUAGACAGUUUGUAGCAGCUAUGAGGCAUCUGAUGACUAUGAUUAAGGUUGCUUUCCUCCUUGUCAUUGAACUUGGGGUUUUCCCUUUGAUGUGCGGAUGGUGGUUGGAUGUUUGCACCAUUAGAAUGUUCGGGAAGUCCAUCACACAGAGAGUGGAAUUCUUCUCAGUAUCUCCAUUGGCAAGCUCAUUAGUUCACUGGGUUGUAGGGAUUGUUUACAUGCUACAAAUAAGUAUCUUUGUUAGCCUUCUUCGAGGGGUCCUGCGUACUGGGGUGCUUUACUUUCUUCGAGAUCCGGCUGAUCCCAACUACAACCCAUUCCGUGAUUUGAUAGAUGAUCCUGUACAUAAGCAUGCUCGUCGGGUUCUUUUAUCAGUUGCAGUCUAUGGAAGCUUGAUAGUGAUGCUCGUGUAUCUGCCUGUCAAACUUGCCAUGCGAAUUGCUCCAUCCAUUUUCCCGCUCGAUAUCUCUGUAUCUGAUCCAUUUACUGAAAUACCUGCCGACAUGCUUCUCUUCCAAAUCUGUAUACCCUUUGCAAUUGAGCAUUUUAAGCUGCGUACAACAAUCAAGUCUCUGCUUCGGUAUUGGUUUACCGCAGUGGGCUGGGCUCUUGGUCUAACUGAUUUCUUACUGCCCCGACCCGAGGAUAAUGGUGGACAAGAGAAUGGCGAUGGUGACCAAGGAAGGCAGGACAGGUUUCAAGUCCCACAUGGCGUACCAGAUCGGGCCUUGAUAUUUGCUCCCGAUAACAGAGCUAGGCGUGUAACAGCUGGUGCCGACUUAGUAGAAGACUAUGACACUGAAGAACAGGCGGAUCCUGACAGGUACGCCUUUGUGCUCCGUAUUGUGCUGUUGCUGGUGGUGGCGUGGAUGACUCUCCUCCUUUUUAAUUCUGCCCUGAUAAUUGUACCAAUUUCACUUGGACGUGCGCUCUUCAAUUCCCUACCGCUGCUUCCAAUAACACAUGGAAUCAAGUGCAAUGAUUUGUAUGCAUUUGUAAUUGGAAGUUAUGCCAUUUGGACUGCGAUUGCUGGAGUGAGGUACUCAAUUGAUCAAAUUAGGACUCGGCGGGUUGCAGUUUUGAUGAACCAAAUUUGGAAAUGGUGUGUCAUUGUUCUGAAGAGUUCUGCACUAUUAUCAAUAUGGAUCUUUAUCAUCCCCGUGUUGAUUGGACUGCUUUUUGAACUUCUGGUCAUUGUGCCAAUGCGAGUCCCCAUUGACGAAAGUCCAGUCUUUCUUCUUUAUCAAGAUUGGGCUUUAGGACUAAUCUUCCUAAAGAUCUGGACCAGGCUGGUGAUGCUAGAUCAUAUGAUGCCACUGAUGGAUGAGAGCUGGCGACUGAAAUUUGAGAGGGUGAGGGAGAACGGCUUCUCUAGGUUGCAAGGCUUUUGGGUGCUUCGGGAGAUAGUCUUUCCUAUCAUCAUGAAGCUGCUUACAGCACUCUGUGUCCCAUACGUUUUGGCCAGGGGUGUAUUCCCAGUAUUUGGUUACCCUUUGCUUGUGAACUCUGCCGUUUACCGAUUUGCUUGGAUUGGCUGUCUUGGCUUCAGUCUGUUCUGUUUCUGUGCAAAGCGCUUCCACGUAUGGUUCACCAAUCUUCACAAUUCUAUACGCGAUGACCGUUAUUUGAUUGGUCGUAGACUUCAUAAUUUUGGGGAAGAGGUAGUUCAGAGGCAAAAUGAAUUAGAAGUGUCCAGAGAAGGAGAGAUCCCUAUACUGAACGGGGAUGUCCAGGAGGUUGCUGAUGUAGGACUAAGACACAGGCGUGGUAUUAUGCAAGAUGCUUAAAGUUUGUACCAGUCAUGAUCCUCAGCUGCUCAAUAAGGUUCUGGAGGUCGCGUUGGAGGAGGCUGAACAAAUUGCAAAUGGAUUAUUAUUUUGCCUUUUGGAAUUAGAGAAACCAAUUUGUAUUAGUUCUGAGCAGUUUCUCUAUUAGUAAUAUUUACUACUUGUGAAUAUGUACUGUACUGCGUGCUGACAUAAUUAGUGAUUCAAUUUUCCAGGGAAUUCUAGUUUGUCUAUUUUUUAUUUUAUUUUGGGGGGCACUUUCCUUUUUGUACGAGAAAGAAGGAAAAGGUCGAUUGAUAUGCCUUUCUAAUU
Lycium ferocissimum is the source of this 3758-nucleotide messenger RNA. RefSeq names its product probable E3 ubiquitin ligase SUD1. Bases 132 to 3446 code for a protein of 1104 amino acids. The transcript has 9 exons. Gene Ontology annotation, cellular component: endoplasmic reticulum membrane. The record is from RefSeq and is a predicted model, not a curated record. Gene Ontology annotation, molecular function: zinc ion binding. NCBI's taxonomy places the organism in Eukaryota, Viridiplantae, Streptophyta, Magnoliopsida, Solanales, Solanaceae.